AUGGAGACAAUCAAGCAAACUGUCGCCCAGAAUAUGGGCAUUCAGGGGUCUCAUGAACAGGUGCCGGAAGGCCAGCGAUUCGACCUUGACGACACGCCCAAUCUCAAGGGGAAGGUCGCCGUCAUCACUGGUGGGUCUGAAGGUAUUGGUUAUGGCGCCAGCCACACACUCCUCGCCCACGGCAUCGAGAAACUUUUCAUCCUUUCGGUAUCGAAAGAAGUGGUCGAUGGCUCGAUCAAUGCCAUCAAGGAAGAGAUGGGCGAGGAGACAGCGAAGAAGGUUACAUGGUUGGAGUGCGACCUUUCAGACUGGAAGAAAGUGAAGCAGACAGCGGAUAAGAUUGCAGGCAGUACCGACAGGAUUGACAUCUUGAUCAAUAAUGCAGCGAGGGGGAUCAUGACAUACCAAUUAACCGACUAUGGGGUCGACCGUCACAUGGCCGUAAACCACAUGGCCCAUGUAAUCCUCACUUCGCACCUGCUUCCCAUCCUGAAGAAGACGGCUUCCAACGGCAACACCGUGCGCAUCAGCAACCAGGCCUCGAACGCCCACCAAGCCACACCCUCAGAUACAAAGUUUGAAUCCUUAGACGAGCUAAACAGAGACCUUGGUCCAAAUGGUCAAUACGGUCGCUCGAAGCUCGCCGCAAUCCUCUACUCGCGCUACCUUAACCGUCACCUCACCUCCUCGCAUCCCAACAUUCUCGUAAACGCCACGCACCCCGGUUUCGUCGAAACCAAGAUGUCUUCGCAGGACAUCCAUGAGCCAUACCCCCUAGGCGGCUACGCCAUGUCCAUCGGCAUGGCGCCUCUCAAGAAGAACAUCAUGCAAGGAUGCGUCAGCACCGUCUUCGCUGCUACGGCUACGACAAAGAGUGGAGAGUACAUAUGUCCUCCCGCCGUGCCGGAGAGCGGCCAUGCGAUGGCACAGGAUGAGCAGCUAGGGGAAAACUUGAUGAAGCUGACGAGGGAGAUCGUCAAGGAGAAGACCUAUGAGGAUUCAGCGGCGAAAGGGUGUCCGUUCACGGAUUAUUAG
Letharia columbiana is the source of this 1035-nucleotide messenger RNA. RefSeq lists its product as uncharacterized. The transcript has 3 exons. Bases 1 to 1035 code for a protein of 344 amino acids. The record is from RefSeq and is a predicted model, not a curated record. Lineage: Eukaryota; Fungi; Ascomycota; Lecanoromycetes; Lecanorales; Parmeliaceae.